CCUAUGUAUGUUAUUUUGAUUAAUAAAAUGUGAUAGAAUAGUAUGAUCAAAUUGAAACAAAGUGAAGACAUAGCGACCAACUUGAAACAAAAUGAACUUUGGCGACUAACAUUUAAUUCCACUAAAAGUUGAUGACUACUGGUUAUCCCCCAAAUAUUUGUACAUGUAACCUUCUACUUCCCCUAAGCUUGAAAAUCCAUAAAAAAUAAUUUUAAAAACUGUUGUAUCUGAAUUAAAGGACAUAUUACUAUUAUUUGAAAAUUCAAAAUGAAUAUAAACAGUUGGCUUAAGAAAUAACAACCUAUUGUUCUAAGGACUUUUUUCUUCAUGUCUAUAUAUAGGUAUGUGUAUGCAGCAGUAGGAGAUCCAAUGCCAAAAAUAUCGGGGGUGGUGAAGCUUGACGUAUCGGUGUCUGAAUCCAAUCGUUGUGACUGCAUCGUGGCGAGUCGGCUUUAUGGAGAAGGUUGCUUUGGUGGUGAACCAUUUUUUGUGGCGAAAGAGCCUAACAAUCCAAGUGCAGAUGAAGAUGAUGGUUAUGUGGUGAGUUAUGUGCAUAAUGAGAAGACUGGAGAAUCAAGAUUCUUGGUUAUGGAUGCCAAAUCCCCAAAUCUUGAUAUUGUGGCUGCUGUUGAGCUUCCAAGGAGGGUGCCUUAUGGCUUCCAUGGGCUCUUUGUCAGUGAAAAUGACCUCAACAAGCUAUGAAAAAGAAAUGUGGGCUGGAAUAUAGAAUGGACAUAAUACGAGUUUCUUGUACAUAAUUCAUUGUUGCAAUCUACAUUGUGGGGGGAAUAGAACUGGAAUAUAAGUUGUAUAAUGUUGAAGAUUGAUAUAAAACAUGUUGUUGAAUAGAUGGAAGAGAAAUUGAAUAAAAAAUGGGAAAAGGUAAUAGUAGAAGAAAAA
Molecule: messenger RNA, 900 nt
Organism: Olea europaea var. sylvestris
Lineage: Eukaryota; Viridiplantae; Streptophyta; Magnoliopsida; Lamiales; Oleaceae
Product: probable carotenoid cleavage dioxygenase 4, chloroplastic
Exons: 1
Coding region: 328-702 (124 amino acids)
Biological process (GO): carotene catabolic process
Cellular component (GO): chloroplast stroma
Molecular function (GO): carotenoid dioxygenase activity
Source: RefSeq, a predicted model, not a curated record